UCAAUAUCAUGCCAACGUCACUCACACUCACUACCAAACAAAAAGCGGCGCGUGUAUCUCUCUGCACUGCUCAUUUUCAGCCUCUUAUUACUCCACAACCUUACCUCUUCUGUUCCAUAUACUUACUUCCGAUUCUCUCUCAAACGCCAUUUUGAGAUUGUCAUCUUCUCUCUCCCAACAUGCACUACAUUUAGAUCCAACAACAUUCUUCACCUCAAUUCCCCUUCCUGCAUUUUCAUCUUCUUCUUCUUCUUCUUCUUCAAUUCUCACAAUCUCAUCCAUCAACACACCAAACUCACAAACAAACAUGUCCAUCACCUUCAAUCUUUCAACCCCUUUAACUCCUGCUGCAUUCAUUUACAUUCUCAAACACCAUUCAUCUUCCAUCACAUUGCCCAAUUGAUUCAUUUCCUUCCACAAUUCCCAUUCAUUUCAUUCCCUCCACCAUGGAAGAAUCUGCAUCCCAACCACCGCUGCACAACCCCCCCGUUUAUCGACCCCAACCCCAAUCACCUCUACCCGAACAGCCUCUACCCAAACCCCCCGGUCAUGGAGACCCCAAGUCUCAACCCAGACCAAUGAUACAGAAACCCCCCGCCUACCGAGACCCCCACUUCAAACCGCCGCAUGGGCCGCAGCGAAAGGCCGUCCUCCCACCCUCCUUCCAGCCGAAACCAAAGCGCAGCCGGCGCUUCUGCCGCGUAUGCUGCUGCACCUUCUGCAUCAUCUUCCUCAUCAUCUUCCUCAUCCUCGUCAUCGCCGCCGCCGCCUUCUACCUCUUCUACGACCCCGCCCUGCCGGCGUUCCGCCUCAGCUCCUUCCGCGUCCCCAUGCUCAACGUCUCCAACAGCAACGACGGGGCCUACCUCGACGCCGACACGACGGCGCGGGUGGAGGUGCGGAACCGGAGUGGCAAGAUGUCGUGGCACUUCGGGAAGAGCAAGGUGUCGGUGUCGGCGGAUGACGGGAACCUGAGUCUGGGGUCGUCAACGGUGGCGGGGUUCGUGGCGGAGCACAAAGGCUUGGCGCAGGUGAAGGCGGCGACGAAAGUGAGGAAGCUUGCUCUGGAAGAUAGGCAGAGGAGAAAGCUUAAGGGCGCGGUGGAGAGCAAAGCGUUGACCCCCACUGUGGAGAUUCAAACCAAAACCAGUGUGGGCUUGCAGGGUUGGAAGUCACCCUCAAUCGCCGUCACUAUCGUAUGCGGAGGUGUCACCAUGAGGAGACUUGAAAACGGAGACCCUCCCCUUUGCUCCAUCACUCUCCUCAAAUGGAUCAAAAUACGAUGAGUCGGUUGGAGAUGUGUUCUAUACAUAUGGCAGACUGAUAUGUUCACUGCGUGCGAUUUAGAGGUGAAGAUUUUGUGAGCUUUGUAUCUAAAUUAUAUUUUAUAUUCUUUUUUUCACUUUAAAAAAAAGUAAAGGAAGAAUAAAAUGUAAAAAAGAAAUGUAAUAUUCUUUGCUUAGAAAAUAGAAAAGGGUCUCUUCUACAGCAGUUUAACUUGCUGCUGGUUC
Vigna radiata var. radiata (mung bean) is the source of this 1511-nucleotide messenger RNA. Its product is annotated as NDR1/HIN1-like protein 13. Gene Ontology annotation, cellular component: plasma membrane. NCBI's taxonomy places the organism in Eukaryota, Viridiplantae, Streptophyta, Magnoliopsida, Fabales, Fabaceae. The record is from RefSeq and is a predicted model, not a curated record. The transcript is spliced from 2 exons. The coding region runs from base 447 to 1286 and encodes 279 amino acids.